CUCACAUUGUCAUUGCAAAUAGAGACCUAUUAAUGCAUCUCACCUCCCAACUGAUCCCAGUUCUGGUCUGCCUACUAGCAUGUACCAGCAACUUCAUCCAUGGACACAAGCUCAUCUUACAGGAGAUCAUCAAAACGCUGAACUUCCGCACAGUGCCAAAGGACUGGUGCAUGGAGCUGACUGUAGCAGACGUCUUGACUGCCCCAAAGAACACAACUGAGAAUGAAGUCUUCUGCAGGGCCACGAUGGUGCUUCGGCAAAUCUACAAACACCACACGUGCUUGAACAGUAGGUCCCUGAAAAAACUGGACAGGAACCUCAGCAGCAUGGCCAACAUGACCAAUUGCCCUGUGAACAAAGACAAUAUGACCACCUUGAAAAACUUCUUGGAAAGACUAAAGAGCAUCAUGCAAGAGAAAUAUGCAAAGAGUUGA
Messenger RNA from Hipposideros armiger (great roundleaf bat), 434 nucleotides. RefSeq names its product interleukin 4 (gene IL4). The record is from RefSeq and is a predicted model, not a curated record. The transcript is spliced from 4 exons. Gene Ontology annotation, cellular component: extracellular region. NCBI's taxonomy places the organism in Eukaryota, Metazoa, Chordata, Mammalia, Chiroptera, Hipposideridae. Gene Ontology annotation, molecular function: growth factor activity; interleukin-4 receptor binding. The coding region runs from base 33 to 434 and encodes 133 amino acids. Gene Ontology annotation, biological process: interleukin-4-mediated signaling pathway; immune response; regulation of immune response.